Enterobius vermicularis (human pinworm) is the source of this 222-nucleotide messenger RNA. The record is from the annotation of a GenBank genome assembly. Lineage: Eukaryota; Metazoa; Nematoda; Chromadorea; Rhabditida; Oxyuridae.
AUGGAUAGCAUAGGUGGUGACGGUGAUGGUGCUGGAGCUUGUGGUGGUAACGGUGAUAAUGAUUUCAAUGAUUAUGGUGCUGAUGAUGAUGUCGAUGAUGAUGGUUAUGGCGAUGGUGCUGGAGGUGAUGAGGGAGAUGUUUGUUGGGUGGUGGGGGUUGUGUUGCUGCCGCUGCUAGACGAAAUACGUGGAAUACUUAUGCAAGCUCCACUGAAGAGAUGA